GGAAAAGUUCACUUUUUCCCGGCCAAAGUCGUAAAUCCACGCACUGAGGUCUGUUUCUUCACGUCACCUCUCCAAGUACUUCUCCGUUCCUGGGAAGUCUUCUCUACCUUCAAAAUGACCAUCGAGAACGGCGACGCCAUGACUGACACCACCACCAACGCCCUGGACUACACCAAGGCCCUCGAGGUGCUCCAGAACGAGUACCAGGAGCGCGAUGGCAUUGACGUGAAGACCCUCAUUAACUCCAAGGAGAACGGCGGUCUGACCUACAAUGACUUCCUCAUGCUUCCUGGCUACAUCGGCUUCCCUGCCGCCGAGGUCACCCUCGACACCCCGAUUACAAAGCGCAUCACCCUCAAGACUCCCUUCGUCUCCUCGCCCAUGGACACCGUCACCGAGCACAACAUGGCCAUUCACAUUGCGCUGCUCGGAGGCCUUGGUGUGAUCCACCACAACUGCUCUCAGGACGACCAGGCCGAGAUGGUCCGCAAGGUCAAGCGUUUCGAGAACGGCUUCAUCCUCGACCCCGUCGUCAUCUCUCCCCAGACCACCGUCGCUGAGGCCAAGGCUCUGAAAGAGAAGUGGGGCUUUGGUGGUUUCCCAGUCACUGAGGACGGCAAGCUUCGCUCCAAGCUGAUCGGUAUCAUCACUCCCCGUGACAUCCAGUUCCACGACAAAGUCGACGACCCCGUCACUGCUGUCAUGUCUACCGACCUCGUCACCGGUCCCCACGGCAUCGACCUCAAGGAGGCCAACAGCAUCUUGAACAAGUCGAAGAAGGGCAAGCUUCCCAUUGUCGACAAGGACUUCAACCUCAUUGCGCUCUUGUCGCGCUCCGAUCUGAUGAAGAACCUGAACUACCCCCUUGCGUCCAAGCUCCCUCACUCCAAGCAGCUCAUUGCUGCCGCCGCUAUCGGCACCCGACCCGAGGACAAGACCCGUCUGCAGAAGCUUGUUGACGCUGGUCUCGACAUUGUCAUCCUCGACUCCAGCCAGGGUAACUCCAUGUACCAGGUCGAGAUGAUCAAGUACAUCAAGGAGAAGUACCCCGGUCUCGAUGUGAUUGGCGGAAACGUCGUCACUCGCGAACAGGCUGCUGCGCUCAUUGCUGCUGGUGCUGACGGCCUCCGAAUCGGUAUGGGCAGCGGAAGCGCCUGCAUCACCCAAGAGGUCAUGGCCGUCGGUCGUCCCCAGGCCACGUCUGUCUACAACGUCACCCAGUUCGCCAAGCGCUUUGGCGUCCCCUGCAUUGCGGACGGCGGCAUCCAGAACGUUGGUCACAUCGUCAAGGGUCUUGCCAUGGGUGCCUCUUCUGUCAUGAUGGGCGGUCUCCUCGCUGGUACCACCGAGUCUCCCGGUGAGUACUUUGUCAGCCGUGACGGUCAGCUCGUCAAGGCCUACCGUGGUAUGGGCAGUAUCGCGGCCAUGGAGGACAAGAAGGCGGGAGCUGGCAACCCAGACUCCAAGGCCAGCAAUGCUGGUACCGCCCGCUACUUCUCCGAGGGUGACCGCGUCCUUGUCGCUCAGGGCGUCUCUGGAUCCGUCCAGGACCGUGGUUCCAUCACCAAGUUCGUGCCAUACCUCAUGGCCGGUGUUCAGCACUCGCUCCAGGAUGUCGGUAUCAAGAGCUUGACCGAGAUGCAUGAGGCUGUUGAUAGCGGCAAGCUCAGGUUUGAGCUUCGCACUGCCAGUGCUCAGGCCGAAGGCGGCGUUCACGGCCUGCACAGCUUCGACAAGAAGCUCUACUCAUAGACACAGAUCUGAAUAGAUCUACUUGCAUUGUAAGGGCGUUGGGUAUGGCUUGAAUUUCUAGACAUGCGAUGACGACUGACGGGACAUUUGGAGGAUUAGAUACGCUCAAAAGCAAUGAUACCACGAACCAUGUUCAAUACUUCUAUCA
Molecule: messenger RNA, 1900 nt
Organism: Didymella exigua CBS 183.55
Lineage: Eukaryota; Fungi; Ascomycota; Dothideomycetes; Pleosporales; Didymellaceae
Product: IMP dehydrogenase
Exons: 3
Coding region: 115-1752 (545 amino acids)
Biological process (GO): GTP biosynthetic process
Cellular component (GO): cytoplasm
Molecular function (GO): IMP dehydrogenase activity
Source: RefSeq, a predicted model, not a curated record